Helianthus annuus (common sunflower) is the source of this 1479-nucleotide messenger RNA. RefSeq names its product triadin-like. The coding region runs from base 1 to 1479 and encodes 492 amino acids. Lineage: Eukaryota; Viridiplantae; Streptophyta; Magnoliopsida; Asterales; Asteraceae. The transcript is spliced from 8 exons. The record is from RefSeq and is a predicted model, not a curated record.
AUGCCACCAGAUCCAAUGGCUAAAGCAGUUGUGGAAAUUCCCAAGCCAUUUGGAUCAAAGAAGGUUGAUGUGACUCUAAAUGCUUUUGCUGAAGAAAAAGCAAAGUUAAAAGAGAAAAUGGAAAGAAAGGGAGAUAAAAGAUUUGAAGAGGAAAAGAAAGUUUUUAUGGCAAAGGAGUAUUUAAAAUACAAAGCCAAACAAGCUAAAUGGAAAGCUAAAUAUGAAGGUCAAGGAGGGAGUGAUACCAGCAUCUCAUGCCGAUUGCAGAUUCUACUUGGUAAAGUCAGAGAAUUGGAGGAUUAUGCAAGAGAUUUAAGUAAAGAGAUGUCUAAUUUGCCGCCAGAAGCUGGAAAGAAGCAAGAGUUGAUUGCAGCAAAAGUUGGCCCAGCCAAAACCAUAGCAAAAUGGUCAAAGCAAUAUACUGAUGCAGCAUAUGAAAGGCUGGAAAAAAGGAGAAAAGCAGAUCCCAAUCUUCCAAAGAAGCCAAUAUACAAAGACAAGAAAGCUGAUGAUCCAAAACAGCAGAGAAAGAGGCAAAAACAGACUGAUGCAAAAGAGGCAAAACAAGAAGCUGUUUAUAUGAAAGAGGCUCUCAAAAGAAUGAUUGAAGAAAAUCAUCCUGACUCAGCAAAAUUACAAGAAGUAGCAAAAAGUCUUUUGAGCUGGCCUUCAUCUCCAAACUCUCAGCCAAUAAAGACUCUCCCAAGAAACCCACUGAAUUCAAAAAUACUAAAGUGGAAAUCUGAUAAACAGACCCAUAUUGAGAGUCAUGAUCUAGAGCUGCAGAAGCAAAGUAAGAUGACAGAGUCUUCACGUCAACAGAAUGUCGGCUUGUAUUACAAAAGUAGUGUACUUUCAGAGAAAGGCGUUGGUUCACCAAAAACAGCAUUCGUUGAAGAAGAUCGAAAUGAUAUUGUUCGCAAAACAGCUCAUGGGAAAGCUACGACAGCACCAAGAAAGUUUGCGAAUGUUGCUGAAAUUAAAGAAGAAAAAGAACCUGCUAAAAACCAUGAAGAAAAGAUUGAGAACAAAGAGAAAACUCGAGAAGAGAUCUUGAGUGAGAAAACACAUAAAGAAAGAGAUGUGGUUUACAGAAGAAUGGAUGAGAUGCAGGAAGAAUAUGAGAAUGCUGUCAGCAACAAACGAUGGGACAAGAAGAAAGAGUGUUAUUACAACAGAGAAGGAGAACCAGUUGCUGAAGAAGUCGAAACAGAAGCUGUAAAAGUUGAAGCUGUGAAAGAAGUUGAAGAACAGCAAAUUGAAGAAGAAGAAAUGAAGGAUGUCAAGUCAGAUGCUGGUGAUGUUGGCGAAGAAGUCAGUGUUGAACAAAAGCUGAAUGAUGCUGAGAUGAAGCAGCCAGAGGAAGCUGAAAACACCGAAGUGCCAAACACUGAGGUGUUUCUGAAGAAAACUGAAUAUCAACCAAAGGAGAAACGAAGCAGCCUGGCACCGGAGGCUGCUGAUCCCUGCAACGGUUAA